Aspergillus puulaauensis is the source of this 1212-nucleotide messenger RNA. It is a transcript of the gene MAP1, whose product is annotated as methionine aminopeptidase MAP1. The coding region runs from base 1 to 1212 and encodes 403 amino acids. Lineage: Eukaryota; Fungi; Ascomycota; Eurotiomycetes; Eurotiales; Aspergillaceae. Gene Ontology annotation, molecular function: metalloaminopeptidase activity. The transcript is spliced from 3 exons. The record is from RefSeq and is a predicted model, not a curated record. Gene Ontology annotation, biological process: proteolysis.
AUGGCAGCUGAAGUUGCGGCACCCCGAAAAUGUUUCGGCACUGAAUGUGCUAAGGAUGCUGGAUCGCUUCAGUGCCCGACAUGUCUGAAGAUGGGCCUCGACAGCUUCUUCUGCUCGCAGGACUGUUUUAAACGGAGCUGGAGCGAUCACAAAGCUCUCCAUAAAAAGAGUAAUUUCCUCACCAACCUUUUCCCUCCAAAAGUAGUUUCUGAACCAGACCCAGCUACCGGAAAUUACAACCCAUUUCCUUCCUUUGGAUUCACUGGGUCGUUGCGACCCCUCUACCCACUAUCGCCGAUGAGAACUGUCCCCAAGUCGAUCCCCCACCCGGACUACGCUAAGGAUGGAAUUCCCCGUUCGGAGCAGAAAUUCGUUGGCCGACACAACAUCACCAUCCUAAACAAGGCGGAGCAGGAGGGUAUGCGUAAAGUAUGUCGACUAGCGCGAGAGGUUCUUGAUAUUGCCGCGCGUGAGCUGAAGCCCGGCGUCACCACCGACUACAUCGACGAGGUUGUGCACAAAGCGUGUGUUGAGCGCAAUUCUUAUCCGUCACCUCUUAACUAUGUUCACUUUCCUAAAUCGGUCUGCACCUCGAUCAAUGAGACCAUCUGUCACGGUAUUCCGGACCAGCGGCCGCUCGAGGACGGCGACAUUAUAAACAUUGAUGUCACUUUAUACCACGAAGGGUUCCACGGAGAUAUCAACGAAACAUACUACGUUGGGGAGAAGGCUCGGUCGAAUGCAGAUUCCGUGCGGGUAGUGGAGACGGCAAGAGAGUGCUUGGACAAGUCUAUUGAACUCGUCAAGCCGGGUAUGCUGUUCCGAGACCCUGGAAACGUGAUUGAAAAACACGCCAAGAGCCGGAACUGCAGCGUGGUGAAGACCUACUGCGGCCACGGAAUCAAUCAAUUGUUCCAUUGUGCGCCAAACGUUCCUCACUAUGCUAAAAACAAGGCGGUUGGAACCGCGAAGCCCGGAAUGUGCUUCACUAUCGAACCUAUGAUCAACGUCGGUACGCACCGUGAUCGUCUGUGGCCGGAUGACUGGACUAGCACAACAGCGGAUGGCUCGCUGUCUGCUCAGUUUGAACACACCCUUCUGGUGACGGAGGACGGCGUGGAAGUUCUUACCGCGCGCCUGUCCGACUCGCCUGGUGGACCAAUCCCAAUUCCUGGAUUAGAAGAAGGGAGCGAGUCCAAGACUGAUGCGUGA